CUCAGUGAUUACAACCAUCUACAAGCAAGGAAGAAUCAAGAGUGUGUGAGUCAAUUAAUCCAUUCAAGCAUGUAUGGUAAGAUGUUUGUGUCGUUUCUGCUCGUGGCUUUGUCCGUGGUGAGUGCUGGGGUUCCUGGAGGCCCUGUAGAUGCAGACAUUAACGAUGAAGAUGUUCAGAAAGCGUUACAGUUCGCAGUGGCCCAGUACAACAGACAAAGCAACGAUGCGUUUGUACGUAAAGUUUUCAGGGUCAUCAAGGUCCAAAAACAAGUUGUCGCUGGCAUGAAAUACAUGUUCACUGUGAAGAUGGGCAGAACCAACUGCAAAAAGGGUGUAGUUAAGACCCUGUGUGCCAUUCAUAAGAAUCCCAAUGUUGCACGGGUAAUUCAGUGCAGAAUAAUGGUUUGGAGCCGGCCAUGGUUAAACUCCUUUAAAGUCACUGAAAUGACCUGCAUGUAGAGCUCAUGAUGAGUGUUGUUUGGGGGUUUUUAACAUUCAACCAGCAAUAAAAUGUACUUGCUGUUGGUAA
Cyprinus carpio (common carp) is the source of this 529-nucleotide messenger RNA. RefSeq names its product cystatin-like. Gene Ontology annotation, molecular function: cysteine-type endopeptidase inhibitor activity. NCBI's taxonomy places the organism in Eukaryota, Metazoa, Chordata, Actinopteri, Cypriniformes, Cyprinidae. The record is from RefSeq and is a predicted model, not a curated record.